Fukomys damarensis (Damara mole-rat) is the source of this 1739-nucleotide messenger RNA. RefSeq names its product tyrosylprotein sulfotransferase 1 (gene Tpst1). The transcript is spliced from 5 exons. Lineage: Eukaryota; Metazoa; Chordata; Mammalia; Rodentia; Bathyergidae. Gene Ontology annotation, biological process: peptidyl-tyrosine sulfation. The coding region runs from base 262 to 1404 and encodes 380 amino acids. The record is from RefSeq and is a predicted model, not a curated record. Gene Ontology annotation, cellular component: Golgi apparatus. Gene Ontology annotation, molecular function: protein-tyrosine sulfotransferase activity.
CUUUUCUAUCAGUCAGUUCUCCACCCAUCACUAUCGGAACAGACACCACUCUCGCUCAUUUACACUUUGGGGUGUAAGGGAAUUGUGUGCGAUUUGACGUGCGUAUCUGAGAGCUAUGAUCCACGUUUUGACAGCAACCCCGCCAGCAGCGGGCAGAGAGGUGUGGAUCAUCUUGCUCAAGUAGAAUCUCCAUGGCCUGAACCUUUUUUGGAAAUCAUUUCGAGCACAAUAUCUGUUUACUAAGAAGAUAACCACACCAAAAUGGUUGGAAAACUGAAGCAGAACUUACUCCUGGCCUGUCUGGUGAUUAGCUCUGUGACUGUGUUUUACCUGGGCCAGCACGCCAUGGAGUGCCAUCACCGCAUAGAGGAACAGAGCCCGCCCGUUAAGCUGGAGAGCGCAAAGACGACUGUGCGAACCAGCCUGGACCUCAAAGCCAACAAGACCUUUGCCUACCACAAAGAUAUGCCUUUAAUAUUUAUUGGUGGUGUGCCUCGGAGCGGAACCACUCUCAUGAGGGCCAUGCUGGAUGCACACCCAGACAUCCGCUGUGGAGAGGAAACAAGGGUCAUCCCUCGCAUCCUGGCCCUGAAGCAGAUGUGGUCACGGUCCAGUAAAGAGAAGAUCCGCUUGGACGAGGCCGGCGUCACCGAUGAAGUGCUGGAUUCCGCCAUGCAAGCCUUCUUACUAGAAAUCAUUGUCAAGCACGGGGAGCCAGCCCCUUAUUUAUGUAACAAAGAUCCGUUUGCCCUGAAAUCCUUAACAUACCUUGCUAGAUUAUUCCCCAAUGCCAAGUUCCUCCUGAUGGUCCGAGAUGGCCGGGCAUCAGUCCACUCAAUGAUUUCUCGCAAAGUUACUAUAGCUGGAUUUGACCUGAACAGCUACAGAGACUGUUUGACCAAAUGGAAUCGUGCCAUAGAGACCAUGUAUAACCAGUGUAUGGAGGUUGGUUAUAAAAAAUGCAUGUUGGUUCACUAUGAGCAGCUCGUCCUGCAUCCUGAGCGGUGGAUGAGAACGCUCUUGAAGUUCCUCCAUGUUCCCUGGAACCACUCAGUACUGCACCACGAAGAGAUGAUUGGGAAGGCAGGGGGAGUGUCUCUGUCAAAGUCUAUAAAGGAGAAUUUCAACUCCCUGACUUCCUUAAAGACAAAGCCCAGCAGACUGAGCAGGUGGAGUAGCAGAGCCUGGAAGGCCUUUCCCACGCAAGGAGAGACGGCUGCCUCUUCAGCAAGAGGGAGUUUCUGGGACCGCUGUUCCCGGCUGAGGGCGGUGGCCGUGUGCACCGUGACCAACUCGCGUCUGUCUCCUGCGUCUGUCACCUGCCAGUGUCUUCAUGCUGAGCCCAUGUGGCACCCACCUGUGUCCCGGCCUCUGAGGGACCUGCUGCCUGGGGACUUGCUCUGAACCCCACAACCGUAGCACCCUGGGGCACAGCACCCACAGGGGACAUGUGCUUUCUCUCAAAUUGCUCUCAGCCUCAUCUUUCUUUCCCUGGAUUCCACACUUUGUUCUUAGGGCAGGGUUUUAAAUGGCAUUUUCUAAGCAGGAUCGGGCAGCUGUGUGCCGGAGUAGGUGGUCCGUAUGUGUUCCAUUGUUUUGUAGAGCAUCUGUGCCUGUUUAAAUGUAUUGAUGUGGAUAGUACUGAACCUUAAUUAUUUAAGUAAUUCAUCAUAUUGUUUCUGAAAAAGUGGGGAAAGUACCGUAUACAUUUACAACUUAAUGACUUUUGUAUUUUAUUU